This is a messenger RNA of Drosophila eugracilis, 558 nucleotides long. RefSeq lists its product as uncharacterized. The record is from RefSeq and is a predicted model, not a curated record. Bases 1 to 558 code for a protein of 185 amino acids. The transcript has a single exon. Lineage: Eukaryota; Metazoa; Arthropoda; Insecta; Diptera; Drosophilidae.
AUGCAGAAAACUGCCCAGAGUGGGAAGACUGCACAGGCAUUCACAGAUGAGCUAGAAAAAUUACGUAUGCUCCUCGAAGCAUCUUAUAUUGACAAGGGUUUAUCCCCAGAAAUUGCUGACGAGUUCAGCACUAAAGAAGCCAUUAGCACAAUGGUUAAAAACUGUCCACACAACCGGCUCAAAACAAUAAUAGAAGCAGGCAACUUCAAGAACAUGAAUGAAGCAGUUGCCAAAUACAUUGAAUCUAGCACUGAAAUGACAGGCAACGCCAGUACAAUCCUAUUCACACAAAGAGGAAGACCGUAUCGAGGUAGCACCUACAGAGGUAACCAAUACGGUAGGGGCAAUGGCCGAAGUUUCAACCAUAACAAUGGUCAUUAUAGCAACAACAUCUACAGAGGUACAAACAGAUUCAACGGAAACAACAGGGGGCGUGGAAAUUUUAGACGCAACCCUAACAACAAUAAUAACAAUGCUACCUACACAAACAAUUCGAAUGUGAGAAUUUCCCAGAACGCAUCGGGAAACUCACAACAGCCCUUAGGUACUCAGCAGUAG